Ornithorhynchus anatinus (platypus) is the source of this 2857-nucleotide messenger RNA. It is a transcript of the gene FANK1, whose product is annotated as fibronectin type III and ankyrin repeat domains 1. The transcript is spliced from 11 exons. Gene Ontology annotation, cellular component: nucleus. The record is from RefSeq and is a predicted model, not a curated record. Gene Ontology annotation, biological process: regulation of apoptotic process. NCBI's taxonomy places the organism in Eukaryota, Metazoa, Chordata, Mammalia, Monotremata, Ornithorhynchidae. The coding region runs from base 74 to 1474 and encodes 466 amino acids. Gene Ontology annotation, molecular function: protein binding.
AACCUUCCCCGCCCAGCCUCCUGCAGCCUCCUGCAGCCUCCUCCACCUCCCGCCUCCUCCGAGCAGCGGGACCAUGGAGACCUGCAGUUCCCCGGCGCUCCCGAAGCCGCGGCCGCCGGUGGUGGGCGAGGUGAACCACCACAGCAUCAAGCUGUGCUGGGAGGCGGAGCGGCCGGCCCAGAGGAGCGGGCCCCAGGAGCGGUGGCUGCGCUUCUCCGUCGAAGAGGAGGAUGCCAAGAGGCACACUUUCGGUAUCAUAUAUACGGGCUAUGCCACUCAGCACGUCGUCGAGGGCCUGGAGCCCCGGACCCUAUAUAGAUUCCGGCUGAAGGUCACCAGCCCCACCGGAGAGUCCGAAUACAGUCCGGUAGUCGCCGUGUCUACCACCAGGGAGCCGCUGAGCAGCGAGCACCUGCACCGCGCCGUCACCAUGAACGACGAGGAGCUGCUCGUCCGUGUCCUCCAGGGACGGCACGUUCCAGUGGACGCCCCUAACCGGCUGGGGUUCACCGCCCUCAUGGUCGCGGCGCAGAAGGGAUUCACCAGCCUCGUGAAGAUCCUGGUUCAGAAUGGGACGGACGUGUCUGGGAGGAACAGCAGCGGCAAGGACAGCCUGAUGCUCGCUUGUUAUUCCGGACACCUGGACAUCGUUCAGUAUCUGAGAGCCCACGGCGCGUCCUGGGAGGCCCGAGAUCUCGGCGGGUGUACGGCCUUGCACUGGGCGGCAGACGGGGGCCACUGCCACGUCAUCGAAUGGAUGCUUCAGGAUGGCUGCAAGGUGAACGUGUUGGACGCCGUGUCCGGGUGGAGCCCGCUGAUGAGGGUGUCGGCCGUCUCGGGCCACAGGGACGUGGCCUCGCUGCUGAUCGAGGCGGGAGCCGACGUCAACGUGAGGGACAAAGACGGGAAGACGCCCCUGAUGGUGGCCGUCCUCAACAACCACGAAGAGUUGGUUCAACUCCUGCUGGACAAAGGGGCUGACCCCAACGUGACUAAUGAGGUGACCCCGGCCGGCCGAGACACCCGGGGAGUUCGGCAAGAGCGUCCUGCAGAUGGCCAGAGUUUUCGGCAGAGAGAGCCUGGUGGCCUUGCUGGAGGAACGGAAGCAGGGCCCCGGGACCAAGAAGCCGCCUGCUUCCUGAGCCCAGGCCGGGUCCGAGGGGGCCCCGCGAGCCUCUGGCCUCACCCGCCUGGGUCCUCCUCAGCCUCGGACGUUCCGCCCGCCCCGCGCCCCGCGCCCCGCCCCCACCUCUGCCCCGUCCCCCCGCCGCCCUGCCCCGUCCCACCCCAUGUGCUGCCAUGUGCCGCUUGCAAACCCUGCUGUCUGCCCAGUGCCCUGGACGCUUCACUUCUGCCACUGACCGAAUUCGCUGGGCCUGGCCCCGGCCCGCCGACCCCACCACCACUGGCCUCAUGCCCGCUAGUCCUAUCACUGCUGGCCCCUGAGUGCCAACCCCGUAACCGCCAGCUGUGACCCUGUGACCCUGGCCCCGUGACCACCAGCCGUGACUACUGGCUCCGGCCCCGCCCAACCCUGUGGCCCCGGCCCUGUCGCUGCCGGCCUGUGACCCCGGCCAUGUCACUGCAGGCCCCGUGACUGCCAGUCCUGUCACUGACCGACUCGCUCAGGGCCUUCCUGACCCGGGAGCCCCACGGCGGCGUGAGGCAGGAAUAUGGAUAUUUAGGCGCUCGCUCCACCCCCCUCCCCGCCCCAACAGUACCUGGGGGCCCGAGACUCUUCCCCUCCCGAGUUUCCGGCUGAGGUCUCCUCCCCGUGGCUCCAUCUGCACGUGGCCGCCGCGGUGGGGAGCGGUGGGGUCGGUCUGGCUCACCAUUCUGACCUCUCCUCAGCGUGACUAAAGUGAGGCUUUGGUCUUCAGGGUAGGGCCGGGGCCAGGAUCGGGGGCGGGGGUGCGGUCGGGGUCGGGGUCAGGGCCUGUUGCUUUGUCUUGCCCCGGCCCGAGGAUGGCAGCGACCACGUCACCGGGUGGGGAUGAUCACAAUCCAGUGGCUCAGCAGCGGAGCCGCUGAAGCCUGGCCCAUCCAGCCUUUGCGCCCCAAAGUCCCCAAGCCACGUCCGCUCCUUUGCCGGCCUUUCCCGACAGAAGCACUCCCCUGCUGGAAGUCGGCUCUGGCCCAUUUCUCCCCGCUUAAAACAUCGCUGCCCCCCGGCUCGUCCACCUCCGCCUCCCACAUGGACCGACGCCCCCGGGGAAGGGGGAGAGGAGGGCGCGCCGAGGCCAGGCGAGGCUCACACGCGUGGAUGGCUCUGGCCACGACCUCUCCCUUCCUCCCGUCCCUCCCGCCCUUCCUGGAUGCCCUCCGUCCCGACACCAAAAACGUAACCAGCCCUGCGCGGCUACAGGUUUAUUGUUCGUUCAGCGUAAGGUCCGGCGGCCACCACCUGCUUCUGCUGGGGCAGCAGAGAGGCCGCGAGGUCAACCCAGACGUGGGCACCGAAGGCACCGACCGGAGCGUAGCAGGGCACAGCGGGGCAUGGGCGGGUGGGCGGGGGAGCAAGCUGCACCUCUCGAAACAGGAGGAGCAAACUAAACACGAACGUGCUGUCGAUCGACCUCCUGGAACUCAAAACGCUUCUCCGCUCAACAGUCUGUGACCAGUUAGACUGAUAAAUUGCAACGCACCUUGAGACAGUGGCCGCAUUCUCAGAGUCUGAGCUACGAGGACGGAGAGAAAUGGCAUCGUCUGGCCUCCGAUCAUCCUGGAACAUGCCUCGAAGAGCUUCUAAAAGAAGUUUCCUGUUCUGGCUCUGCUUCGCUUUACUUGUCUGAGAGCCCGGAGGCUCAGCUAAAUGUUUGUUUUGGUGUAAUUAAACUACCCUUUCCGACUCCUUCGA